Messenger RNA from Falco peregrinus (peregrine falcon), 1518 nucleotides. It is a transcript of the gene PPIH, whose product is annotated as peptidylprolyl isomerase H. Gene Ontology annotation, molecular function: peptidyl-prolyl cis-trans isomerase activity. Bases 87 to 620 code for a protein of 177 amino acids. Gene Ontology annotation, biological process: protein peptidyl-prolyl isomerization; protein folding. Gene Ontology annotation, cellular component: intracellular membrane-bounded organelle. NCBI's taxonomy places the organism in Eukaryota, Metazoa, Chordata, Aves, Falconiformes, Falconidae. The transcript has 10 exons. The record is from RefSeq and is a predicted model, not a curated record.
CCGGUUCCGGACCGACCCCGGUUCCGGGCCGGACAACUUCCGGUUCAGGGCCCGACAACUUCCGGUUCCGGGGCGAGGCGGCCGCAAUGGCGGUGCUGGCUUCCAAUCCCAACAACCCCGUCGUCUUCUUCGAUGUCAGCAUCGGCGGGCAGGAGGUCGGGCGUAUGAAGAUCGAGCUCUUUGCUGAUGUUGUCCCCAAAACAGCGGAGAACUUCAGGCAGUUUUGUACAGGUGAAUUCAGGAAAGAUGGUGUCCCUAUAGGUUAUAAAGGAAGCACUUUCCACAGGGUAAUAAAGGAUUUCAUGAUCCAGGGAGGUGACUUUGUAAACGGAGACGGCACUGGAGUAGCCAGUAUAUAUAGGGGUCCUUUUGCAGAUGAAAACUUCAAGCUGAAACACUCUGCUCCAGGGCUGCUUUCUAUGGCAAACAGUGGUCCAAGCACCAACGGCUGUCAGUUCUUCAUUACGUGCUCCAAAUGCGACUGGUUGGAUGGAAAACACGUUGUGUUCGGUAAAAUUGUUGAUGGGCUGUUGGUCAUGAGAAAAAUCGAAAACGUGCCUACGGGUCCCAAUAACAAACCCAAGCUGCCGGUUGUGAUCUCUCAGUGUGGGGAAAUGUAAAGCAACGGAGCAGAAAUGUGAACAUCAGGCGAGGAAAGAAUCACAAACCAUGCCAUCCCUUUCCAGCCCCAAAAAGACUUUGCAGAGGGCAGGCACUCUCCUAUGGGAUGGGGCUUGAAGAUUCCCAAUAGGAAGGAGAAAACUGGAGCCGGGUGACAGCUGUGAGGUGGAGGUAACCAAAACCAGAGGAAUUUGGCUGCUGGUCCUGCUCCAGGAACGUGUCCGGAUGGCACUUCCCUGUGGGAUUUAGGCAGGAGCUCAGCCCCUCAGUGCUGAGCUUUGCAGUUUGAAUUUGGUACCCAAAUCCACGGUACUUUUUUCACCAGGAAAAAACAGCUUCUUUCUGGGUCUGGCCUCAGCAGCACUUUCUCAGCCUGAUGUAUUUAUGCCACUGUGAUCAGCUGGUCUCACUUCCCACAUAGCAAGGGUCACAGAGCUUCCCCAAAUUAAUUAACAGCGGCAAAUCCAUUACAGCCUCUUUGAAAGUUGUUCCAGCGGGUAAUUAUAUCCCAUUAUGUUUCUCUUUGAUGCUGAAUGUGCAGAGCUUUGGCUUUCCAGCGUCUGUAUCUUGCCGUCCCUCAUCUGCUGGCUGAAAGUGUUCUCAGACCACAUUUGUAGGUCUAAUCCCGCCACGAUGAAGUUCCCCCACCAGUUAUGUAGCAAGUUCUGGAAUCUCCUGCUGUAGAGCAGCUGGUGGAUCUUCUCCCUCUGAGCUCCAGCAUCUCCCUCCAGCUGUGGAUGCUGCAACUGGAAAUGAUGUUUCUGGUUGCCUCUGUGGAUCUGGGGAGCGGAUUGGCCUCUGGGACCCCCAGAAGAUGUCGUUAACUGUCGGGUGACCCAUGUUUUUUUCUGCUGGUGCAUGGCUCUGACAUCCUCACCAGCUUCAUCGCUGAGGUUU